Messenger RNA from Colletotrichum orchidophilum, 1389 nucleotides. RefSeq lists its product as uncharacterized. Gene Ontology annotation, biological process: transcription elongation by RNA polymerase II. Gene Ontology annotation, molecular function: RNA polymerase II complex binding; chromatin binding. NCBI's taxonomy places the organism in Eukaryota, Fungi, Ascomycota, Sordariomycetes, Glomerellales, Glomerellaceae. The coding region runs from base 1 to 1389 and encodes 462 amino acids. The record is from RefSeq and is a predicted model, not a curated record. The transcript is spliced from 2 exons. Gene Ontology annotation, cellular component: Cdc73/Paf1 complex.
AUGUCGUCCUCCGCGCCUCGUGGCGGCGAGCGCAUGAUCCAUCAGGAUUUCAUUGCCAGAAUCCGAUACUCCAACGCCCUACCGCCGCCGCCCAAUCCUCCCAAGCUCCUCGACAUCCCGAACACCGGUCUGGCUAGCGGCCAGUACACAACACCCGGGUUUGCGUCGCGUCUGGCGAGAGAACAACCGCUCAACAUUGAAGUCGAUGCGGAGCUCGGCAUGCCCUUGGACUUGGUGGGCAUGCCGGGCAUCUUUGACGGAGACGAGAGCUCUAUCCAAGCCUCGUCGCACCCGCCUCCCGUGCAUCCCCACGAUAGAGCCCUCCUCAGACCACUCUCCACCCUUGGCCGAGCCAAGAACAACGCCGAUGCAUCCGUCUCCUUCCUGAGAAGAACAGAAUACAUCUCCUCCGUAGCACCCAGAAAGGCCGGUGUUGCGGCGGGAGCAUUCAUCAACCCAAAGAUCAAACGCGCAGAAAAGCGUCGCUCCCCCGAGCCGGACAAAGACUCACCAGCCGCCAUCAGACGCAAGAUUGAAAAGAGCUUCGAGAGUGCUGAGCGGUUCCUCAGCAACCCAACCCGUCAUCGCCAUCCGAGCAAACCCAACGUUCAUCUCACGCAGUCUCUGCCGCUGCUGCCCGACCACGACGCCUUCCCCGACUCUGGCGCCUACGUCACCGUCAAGCUCCUCACGAACCCCGUGGCGAGUGCUAACAAGUACGAUAGUCGCCUGCUUAGCGGUCUGCUCCGCCCACUGGACAGGAGCCCCGAGGAGAACGAGGCCUUCCAGGCUGCGGUCGAGGCUCACGAACGCGAUCCCGCACGCCACCCGAAGCCCGCCAACCUGAUGGACUACAGCUUCUUCCUUCCCAAAACCAAGACCACGGGCGACAACUUCCGAGCCAAGUUUGACCCAGAGAAUCCCGAUCGCGAUGAUGAUUCGCUCUACACGUACCAGAGCGGCUCCAACCCGUGUUUCCAGUUCUCCCGCCUGCGCGCUUACGAAACGACAAAGGAGAUUGAGCUCGAUCACAACACAAAGUACAGCGAAGAGGUUAUUCUCGCCUUUAAUGACGAGCCCUCUGUCGGCAAGCAGAAGGCGGCCUACUACUACCCAGUCAUUCAACGCACGACCAUUCGUCCUCAGCGCGCCAAGAAUAUUGCGCGUACUUUGAGUCAGGUGGACGACGAGACGCAGGUUGUGAACGAGGUGGAGAUUUCCAUCACCGACCCCAAGGGGCCUCCUCUCGAGAACAUGAAGCGAUACAAGGAGAAGCCCAUCGGGUAUGUCGAAGAGGCCGAGCCCGCUGAUGAGACUCGCGCGCCUGGCACCCCGUCGGACAGGGAUGCCGAUGGCGAUGCUGACGGGGAUGAGGAAGAUGAAGAUUGA